This is a messenger RNA of Babesia sp. Xinjiang, 522 nucleotides long. RefSeq lists its product as uncharacterized. NCBI's taxonomy places the organism in Eukaryota, Apicomplexa, Aconoidasida, Piroplasmida, Babesiidae. Gene Ontology annotation, molecular function: nucleic acid binding. Bases 1 to 522 code for a protein of 173 amino acids. The transcript is spliced from 2 exons. The record is from RefSeq and is a predicted model, not a curated record.
AUGGCUAACAAUAUGGCGCAUCGCGAAGCAAAUACGCCGAAGGAAAACAAGCCAACGGCACCCGGUGAAAUACGGGUCACCAGCCACGGACUCGUCUACGGCUAUGUCAACUAUGCCAAGAAACUCCUCGAUGGCGGAGAACCCGUUGUCACACUCCGAGGCACUGGUAGAGCUAUGACUAAUGUAGUAGAAACCGCUGAGAUACUGAGGCGUGCGUACAGAGGAAUGCAUCAACUCACGACCCUGGACACACAGGACAAUAUGGCUGAGAGUCGUGAAGAGGAAGGCAAGGAAUCACGCCGCCCCGUCUGCUUCUUGUCGAUCAGUUUGACCAUGGAUCCCCAGAAGAUAGACACCUCAGCUCCGGGAUACCAAAAGCCUCUUACCGAUGAACAACUGAAGGAAGUCGAUGUAGAAAAACUUAUCCAAGCCCUUAAGACUACCGGUAUCAGGAGGAAAACGGCCUGGCCCAGGAAACACGGAAACCAGGCAUCGAAUGCGGACAACGGGAACAAAAAGUAA